Fopius arisanus is the source of this 2281-nucleotide messenger RNA. RefSeq lists its product as uncharacterized. Lineage: Eukaryota; Metazoa; Arthropoda; Insecta; Hymenoptera; Braconidae. Gene Ontology annotation, molecular function: protein binding. The record is from RefSeq and is a predicted model, not a curated record. The transcript is spliced from 8 exons. Bases 1 to 2052 code for a protein of 683 amino acids.
AUGAAUUUAUACUGUGAGUCAAGUCCGAUUAAGAAUCACUUGAAGUCAUUGACUUUAUUUUUCUCGAAGUGGCUGAAGUUUGGGAGUCAUAGGGUCAUCCAAUUAGGGAAGAUCCUGGAUUAUGCGAAAAGAUUGGGAAUCAAUCCGGAUACUGAGCCACACCUACUUGAUUUGGCACGUGAGGGUUUGAUGGCAGCCUUACCGGAUGGCUGGCGACCAUGUUUUCACGAACCUCAGGAUGCUUGGUACUAUUACCAUGCUCCAACUGAAACAACAACAUGGGAACAUCCAUUGGAUGCCAAAUACAAAGAACUUGUCGAGCAAGCCAGAGCCGAACAAAAUCCUGAGAACAAAAUGAAUUUACGAGAAAUAGUGAAAAGAUCGGAAUCUAUGAGUCCGAGGUACGAAAAAGAUUGGGAGCAAUUAUCCCAUAGAUUUAGUUCAGAAGAGAAUAUUAUUGAUAUUGAUAAAUUAAGUGUUAGUUCGUUAACGAGGUCAGAUUCAAAAUCUCUCCUUGAAAGACCAGAGAAAGAAAUCAACCAGAGCCAAUCAGGUAAUCAAAAAGAGCUCCUGUUAAACGGUGGAGGGUCUAUGUUUUUGAAGAGUACCCGAAGUCGUGAUAAUACACCAAAUCAAGACGGAGGAAAAUUUCAUGACUUCCACAUCAGUCAUGGUACAUCAGGCACAAAUGAUACCAGUGAUAUAACUGAAAGACCGAAAUCUAUCCUCCGUGAAAAACCCUGUGAAGAUGACGAUCGACAUACAGAAGAAGAGCGUAAAAGCGUACGUUUCGAUCUCGAAAAAGGUUUGGAAGACAUGAAAUUUAUGUAUUCUGGUUCAGAAGAUAAUGACAGGGAUUCAGAUUCUAACGAUAAGCAGUCAUCUUCUAGAGCAUUGAAGGCAAACUUAAGAUUAGACGAUCUGACACUUGAACGUUCUGACUUAUUUCAUAUUAAUGUGAAUAAUUUCCAGAAUGAUUAUCUGAGUGAAGAUAUUUCUUCUUCAAAUCGGAAUCCACCUGCAAAACUUGUGGGCCGAAGAUUUCUUGUUCAGAAUGUAUCCGAAGUCGAGCAUAUGAACCAACUUCUCGCUGAUGAUCUCCAUGAUGAACGUUUACCUAUCAAUAAAUUUACUAAUAUUAAAAAUAUUGAUUUGAUUCCCAAUACUGGCAAUAGCAGUUCAUUGCGCGACUCCAGUAAAAGAGAAAAUCAAUCAGAAGAGGAUGAACUAUCUAUUGAUGUAGAUAAAAUAUUGCCACAAACUAGAGAUGAAGGCGACGAUGUCGUCAAUCAAAUAUUGAUAGAACAAGAAGCGGAAAUUACGAAUGUAAAAAAAGUAUUUGAAAACCAAUUGGCUAAUAGAAGGAAAGAAUUGGAAAUCCACGAGGAACGAGAACUCGCAGAAAUGGAAGUGGGUCUUCAUCGAACCAGAAGUUUACUUGGGGAAAAGAUAAUUCAUUUGAGGCAUUCUGAGCAGUCACUUGAGAGGGUAGUGAAUGCAAAAAGGAAUGAGAGUCAAAGUGCUCCAAUUAAAAGUGAUGAACUUACUCUGAGUGAUAUGUCGAGUGCCAGUAGUGGAUUCAGUUCUACUGAUUUUGGUACAGACACGUUCAUUGAUAAACCAGAUCAGUUUCCGGAAUCAACCGAGAUAAUCGCAAGUCUGGAAAAUUUAAAUUCGGAGAUUCGUGAAAUUUGGGGAGUCCUGAAUAAACGCCAAGGCAACAAUAUUCCACCACCACCGACAUUGUCAUAUUCUGAUUUAGGAUACUUUUCUCAUCAACACGUGAUUACCUCAACCAACAAUACACAAAGUUUUGGAACGCCCAAUAUUCAUUCAAAUAUUUUAUCCCAACUGACAGCAACUCUUCCGUCUACUACAACGCAGAAUAUUAUAACACAGUAUGGGCCGAAUAAUGGUUUCACAACGAGUGUUGGUACUGUAGAACGUGGCCCAUCAAAUUUGAUGGAGAGAACUAGGAAUAUGAGGGAUUGGUUACGACAAGCACGUAUGGAGUCAACCGAUCCUGUUAGUCCUGGGGAAGCGACACUUUGAAAUAUCAAAUGGCUUACUUUUCAGUGCAUCGAAGACCCUUGAAAAACGAAUCUUAAAAUCCAUAGUCGGCUAUUAUUAUAAAUUCAUAAUCAAAUAGUUUAUUACAGAUGAUAGUUAUAUCGUGAAAUCAAAUAUGAAUUUCCAUUUCAUGAAACUAUUCUUUACGAUUAAAAGGGCGUGAGGUGAAACGGAUUGUCCUAAAUUGUCACCAUCUCUAAAUGAACUGGUA